AUGGGCGGGGGACCUUAUGUGGGGCAAGGCUUUGCCAGUGUCCCAGGGCGAGGGCUGUCAGGUCGUUGGGGCCGCAGGGCUGGCCCUGGAUCGCAGAUGAAGGGGGCGGGGGUUGGAGUGGGCGUGUGUGCGCACCCACCGGGCGUGUGCAUGUGUGGAAGAGUGUACAUGCGUGUAGGUGCACUGUCUUGCGUGUGCGCACACGUGUGCGGAUGUCAGCGCUGCCGUGGCCUCGGAACUCCAGGCUGGUUUGGUCUAGUGAGCAGCACGGCCGGAAGCCAGCCCCUUCAACGGUUUUGCUUUCUGGGGUAG
Molecule: messenger RNA, 312 nt
Organism: Rangifer tarandus platyrhynchus (Svalbard reindeer)
Lineage: Eukaryota; Metazoa; Chordata; Mammalia; Artiodactyla; Cervidae
Source: the annotation of a GenBank genome assembly